Molecule: messenger RNA, 2663 nt
Organism: Lutra lutra (Eurasian river otter)
Lineage: Eukaryota; Metazoa; Chordata; Mammalia; Carnivora; Mustelidae
Gene: ELMOD1
Product: ELMO domain containing 1
Exons: 12
Coding region: 438-1442 (334 amino acids)
Molecular function (GO): GTPase activator activity
Source: RefSeq, a predicted model, not a curated record
CCCCGGCUGAGGACUGGGCAUGCUCAGUCGCCGCCCGCGUCGCGCUCCCAGGGAAGCCUUCGCACGCCCUCCGCGGGCGGCUCUCAGCUGCCUCCCCGCCGCCGGCCGCCCGGGUGCCUCCCGGCUCGCUCCGCUCCCCGCGACCCAGAUUCCUGGCCCGCCCCCGCCCCGCCUGCGCCCGCAGCCAGUGCGACAGCCGCGGCCACCCUGUGCAGCCGCGGUGCGGGGGACGGAGGGACCGUGUCCAGCGCCGCCGCCGAGCGCGCAGCCCGAGAGCCUGCGGAGCGCGGGCAUGGAGACCCGGCCGCUGCGCGCCGGGACCUGCUGAGCUUCCCGCCGCCGCCGGGGUCCGCUUACACUUACUCUGACAAAGGCAAAUUUGGAAGCAAUUACUUGAGGAUAGUUUGGACAACACCUAGAUAAUCAAAGCAGACACAAUGAAGCACUUCCUGAGAAUGUUGUUCCAGGUGUGCCUGUAUUUUUACUGUAAAUUUUUGUGGCGCUGCCUAAAAUUUGUAAUGAGGAAGCUGACUGGAAGAUGUGAAUUGCAACGGAUCUGUUACAAUACCAAGCCUGGGGCUUCCAGAACCAUGAAAAUUGAAACAUCACUGAGGGAUUCAAAAAGUAAACUGCUGCAGACUUCAGUGAGUGUUCACCCUGACGCCAUUGAGAAAACUAUAGAGGACAUCAUGGAGCUGAAAAAAAUUAACCCCGACAUAAAUCCACAGUUGGGAAUCUCUCUUCAGGCUUGCCUUCUGCAAAUAGUUGGCUACAGAAACCUUAUCGCAGAUGUGGAAAAACUGCGCAGAGAAUCCUAUGAUUCUGAUAACCCCCAACACGAAGAAAUGCUUUUGAAGUUAUGGAAAUUCCUGAAGCCCAAUACUCCACUGGAAUCUCGAAUUUCUAAGCAGUGGUGUGAAAUUGGUUUCCAAGGUGAUGAUCCUAAAACAGAUUUUCGAGGAAUGGGACUUCUGGGCCUAUACAAUUUGCAGUAUUUUGCAGAAAGAGACGCUGCAGCAGCUCAGCAGGUCCUCUCUGACUCUCUUCAUCCAAAAUGCAGGGAUAUCACUAAAGAGGAAAUAAGCAAAUUCAGCAAAGCAGAGUGGGAGAAGAAAAGGAUGGAUAAAGCAAUUGGGUACUCGUUUGCAAUUGUGGGCAUCAAUAUAACUGAUCUGGCGUAUAAUCUACUGGUGAGCGGAGCUCUAAAAACUCACUUCUACAACAUUGCCCCAGAAGCUCCAACACUGUCUCAUUUCCAGCAAACAUUCUGCUAUUUGAUGCAUGAGUUUCAUAAGUUUUGGAUUGAAGAGGACCCCAUGGACAUAAUGGAAUUCAAUCGUGUGCGGGAGAAAUUCCGCAAGAGGAUCCUAAGACAGCUGCAGAACCCAGACAUGGCAUUGUGCCCACACUUUGCUGCCUCAGAAGGUUUAAUUAACAUGUAGUCACCCACGCUGGUUUUAACAGAUACCCCAGAACACUGCCUCAUUGUCGUGUUAGAUCCCUGCUUAGGUCCCAGCUCACACACUGAAUGCACAGUGAUUGUAUGCAUGCCUUUUGGUACAGUAUUUUCAUAUCUUGGUCAUAAUUACCAGAUCCCCAGAUACCACUAUUUGGAGGAUCUGUCAUCCAGUGACUGUUCAUAUUGUGGCAUUAUGCAGUGUUACAUUUGCCUUGACACCCAGGUAUGGAGAGAGUUUUCUAUUUUUUUAGAUCGUUUUCCUCCCCCUCAUAAUUCAGCAUUGAAGAACUGUAUUUCUCUAGCUGUAUUUUGUAUGUAAGAGAUUUAGAUGAAUCAUGUUCUGUGAAAGUCUUUUAAUUUAUUGAUCUGUUACAUGACUACUGCUGCUAGCUCUUCAGGCCAGGUUUACGCUUGGAUCUCAUUCCACUAAAGUAUAUGACUUUCAAACAAUGAAGACAGACAGACACACGAUAAGCCAAACCAUUCCUGCAAACACAGCCCCGCUUCAUGAAAAUGUAACAAGGCUUACAAGAAGCAGAUUUAGGUAGGUGCUGUUUUUGUUUGAAGAACCACAGAAUUAUAUUGUAUCCUUCCCCAGCUGCAACUGUGUCAUAGUCAUAUGGACACCAAAUUAUUUUACUCCCAUAUUUUUACUGGCUUGGAUGCCUAAAUAAGUUUAUGAUGCUUGGAGCCUCAGAAAAGAAGUAUGCAUACUUCAAGCUGCAAAAGGUUUUUAACUGCCUGCCUCUUGCUGAACUCAGAGUUAUACCCUGGCACUGUUCUGAUCCAAGCAUCUUUGCUUGGGGAACCCAGUGCUGACUGGUUUGUUUUCAAUGUCAAGAGGUUACAUCAAAAAACAAUUUGCAAGAAAAUGUGUUGCAAGAGAGGGACCUAAGCUGUGUCCUUCUGUAAUAUUUCUUGAAAAUAAUGACCUUGUCUUGUAUAAGUGAAAAAAGUAAAUUGCUUGGAAGGGGAAAAACAUCAAAUCAUUCCAGAACUGCUAAAAAUCAUUUUAAAAACCAUGAUUUAGUUUGGAAUUAUGACUGUAGUCUGUUGAAUAGUAUUUACCAUGGCAUUUCAUACCCAUGGUAUUUUAUACCUUCUAUCAAUUUUAGUAUUAUUAGACAUUUGUGUAAUCACUUGCUUAUUUAAAUCAAGUCUGAGUACUGCCUGUCAUUAUAUGAAUAAAUUACAUGUCAUCCUA